CGGAGGCCGAGGCUGCGGCGGGGAUGGCGGCGGCGGCGCGGGGGCGCGUGCUGUGCCUCUUCGAUGUGGACGGGACCCUGACGCCGGCUCGGCAGAAAAUCGAGCCCGAGGUGGACGCGUUCCUGCGGGAGCUGCGGGAGAGGGUGCUCAUCGGCGUGGUGGGAGGCUCCGACUACGCCAAGAUAGCGGAGCAGCUGGGGGACGGGGAUGAAGUCAUUGAUAAGUUUGACUACGUCUUCGCAGAGAAUGGCACAGUGCAAUACAAGAACGGGCAGCUGGUCUCCAAGCAGGCCAUUCAGGACCACUUAGGGGAAGAGCUGCUGCAAGAUCUAAUCAACUUCUGUCUCAACUACAUGGCGCUGCUGAAGCUGCCCAAGAAACGAGGAACCUUCAUUGAGUUUCGCAAUGGGAUGCUGAACAUCUCCCCCAUCGGACGCAGCUGCACGCCAGAGGAGCGGAUCGAGUUCUCUGAGCUGGACAAGAAAGAGCGGAUCCGGGAGAAGUUUGUGGCAGCAUUGCAGAGGGAGUUUGCUGGCAAAGGCCUGCGUUUCUCUCGAGGUGGCAUGAUCAGCUUUGAUGUCUUCCCAGAGGGCUGGGACAAGCGCUACUGCCUGAACGUGCUGGAUGACGAGAGAUUUGACACCAUCCACUUCUUUGGGAAUGAGACAACUCCUGGAGGAAACGAUUAUGAAAUCUAUGAUGAUCCCCGCACGGUGGGACACAGUGUCCAGUCCCCCCAGGACACCGUCCAGAGAUGCCGCGAAAUCUUCUUUCCAGAGAGAGCAAACGAGUGCUGACUGCCAGGUUUCCCACAGCCCUGCCCCAGCCCAACCCUCUCCCCACUCCAGGAAAAGCACCUUCAUUUGAGGAAUCUGCUCAGGGUAGACCAAAAAAAAACCCACUUUCUGGAGCCGGUCAGGAUGUGACGUGUGUGGCAGGUGGGUGUGCAGGAGGGGGCCCUCACUGAGCAGCCCCUCACCACUCCCCAUCUAUGGCUGGGGCUGGUGGGACCAGACCCUCCCCUUGCCUCCAGCAAAACUUCUCUCUUGACAGUUCAUGCCAUGGUGGGCACCAAUGCUUUCAUGGUCAGAAAGCAUUUGAAAGGGCCAGUGGUGAGAGUGUCUGUGUCCAUCCCAUGCUCCUUCCCCUCUUCUUUCCACUCUGUUUCUCUUCACACUUCUGCACGAGAGAACAUGUGCCUCACCUUUCUCUCCCUCUUGCACCUUGGCUGGGGAGGGUGGGGCUGCUGAGGCCCCAGGCACUCUCACCAGAGCUGCUCUGAAGUGAGAGGCCAGGAGGGCCGUUUGCUCCAAGCCUGUGGUAGGAAGGGGCAGCUGCCACCCCAGUGUGGUGCAUCCUGAUGGAGAGGAUCAUCACAUCCCUCGCCCUGGUGCCACACCAUGCCAGUCCCUGAGGGUGACCUGGGAGUGACAGUUUUAACAUUACUCUGCUCCUACUCUGAGCUUUGCUCAGGUGUGUGAAGAAACUAGCUCUCUCUUUAGCUUACACAAAAAAUGGGUACCGGGGAUUUAUUUUCCAUGUUUCGCAGACCUUGCUUGGUACAGCUGGAGCACCUCAGGUGCUUGGAGUGUGCAGAGCACCUUGUGGAGCAUUGAUGCAGAAGGAUUCCCAACAGUUUUCCCACCUGCAUCUCCAUGAGGCAUGUCUGUGUAAAACCUUACCUGGGGCAUUCAUAACAAACCAAGUCCCCUUCCUUCCCAGGUUUCCAUCAUGCUGCCAGAUACGUUUUCAGGGAGGGACAACACAGGCCAGACUUGGUUUCUAAUGCCAACAGAGGUACUCCCUCAGCAGUGCCCUCCAAGCUUGCUUUUCCACCCCAUCUCAUCCCACAUGCUUGGUUUAUGUGGUCACUUUUAGGGACGCAAGUUCACAUGUCCUCCUUUUUUCUCUGAGCCUUCAUGGGUUGCAAAACCACAUCUCUCCUUUUGGCCCUUGACCCGCUCCCUCACAUUGCCCCUUUAUUCCUGGCCAUUUUGGCUGGGAUGUGUGAGUGCACCAGCAACACUAGUCACAAGAGGAGCUAGCUCAGGGAUCUCCUCCAGGGAGAUGUCCUGCUUAUAGCUCCCCAGAGCACCUGUGGUCUGGUGUUUGUGGACCUGGAGGGUGCUGGAGGUUCCUGCAAAAGCCCCAUGUUGCUCCCUGGGAGCCUUUCUCAGCACCU
This is a messenger RNA of Apus apus (common swift), 2182 nucleotides long. It is a transcript of the gene PMM1, whose product is annotated as phosphomannomutase 1. Gene Ontology annotation, cellular component: cytosol. Gene Ontology annotation, molecular function: phosphomannomutase activity. The transcript has 8 exons. The coding region runs from base 24 to 797 and encodes 257 amino acids. Lineage: Eukaryota; Metazoa; Chordata; Aves; Apodiformes; Apodidae. Gene Ontology annotation, biological process: GDP-mannose biosynthetic process; mannose metabolic process; protein N-linked glycosylation. The record is from RefSeq and is a predicted model, not a curated record.